GAGUCAAGCCUCAUCCCCAUUAUUUGAUCCAUCUCUCUGCAAAACAUCUUCAGAGUUUCUUUCUUUCCAAACAUCCAUGGAUCCAACUUCUCACCACAGGCCCGGCUCUCACCCCCAGAAGCACCACCAACCAUCCAGCAGUGAGCUCCUCUCAAGUGCCAAGGUAGUUGCAGAGGCAGCCCAAGCCUCCUUCCACCAUGAAUCUGAGAAAGUGGACAAAUCCAGGGUCGCAGGCGCAGCAGCUGAUAUUCUGGGCGCCGCCUCCCACUAUGGCAAGCUGGAGGAGAAGAGCUUUGGGAAGUAUGUGGAGAAGGCUGAGACUUAUCUCCACCAGUACCAGUCCUCCCACUCCACCACCACAACCAUCAAUUCUGGCCACUCAACCACCAACACCACAGAGACACAUUCCUCCUCACACUCCGGUGGUGGUGACAGCCAUUCUGGAGGUGGGUAUGGUGACUACUUGAAGAUGGCUGAAGGUUUCUUGAAAAAGUACUGACCCCAAUUCCCUUUGCUUGUCCAACCUGUGUGAUGUGUUGUCUUCUGCUUUGUUUUACUUUGUUUCAGCCUUUCUAGACUGUAAAUCUUGGUGUUAAUCAGUAUGAAAUGGGCCAUAUAUGUAAUUGUCCCAAAUUUCAGAUACUAGUGUUGAACCAUCGUAUCUUAUAAGUAAAUAUUGUGGUUAGUUGUUCUUAGAAUCUUAAUUGUUUUCAAGAUCUAUAAGAAUGGGUAGUUGAAUUGGAUAAA
Molecule: messenger RNA, 747 nt
Organism: Vitis riparia (riverbank grape)
Lineage: Eukaryota; Viridiplantae; Streptophyta; Magnoliopsida; Vitales; Vitaceae
Product: nodulin-related protein 1-like
Exons: 1
Coding region: 77-499 (140 amino acids)
Biological process (GO): response to heat; regulation of abscisic acid biosynthetic process
Source: RefSeq, a predicted model, not a curated record